AACCAGCCACGCGUUUCCUCCAGCGAUCAUAUCAUAUCCCACACACACACACACACACAGAUAUAUAUAUAUAUAUAUAAUAUAUCUGAUGUGGUUGGCUGAUAUUUGAUUAAGAUUGGGUGAUUGAUUGCCGAAAGAAAGAAACAACAUUAGAAUUAGAAAUAGAAUCAGAAUGGAUUUGGUAGAUAAGGCAAAGAAUUUUGUAGCAGAAAAGGUGGCGAACAUGCCGAAGCCGGAGGCCAGCGUUACCGACGUAGAUCUUAAAGGAAUUAGCCGGGAAUGCAUCACCUAUCAGGCUAAGGUUUCCGUCAAGAAUCCCUAUAGCGUCCCCAUUCCCAUCUGCGAGAUCUCUUACGUUCUCAAAAGCGCCACCAGGGUGAUCGCGUCUGGUAACAUACCGGAUCCAGGGUCGCUGAAGGGGGAUGAGACGACCCUGUUGGAGGUUCCGGUGAAGGUGCCGCACAGCGUGCUGUUGAGUUUGGCCAGAGACAUCGGGAGAGAUUGGGACAUCGAUUACGAAUUGGAUCUUGGUCUCAUCAUCGACCUCCCUGUCAUUGGAAACUUCACCAUUCCCUUGUCUCAGAAGGGCGAAAUCAAGCUCCCUACUUUCUCUGACUUGUUUGGUGGUGGUGGUAAAUCCAAGGAUGAUGAAACUGCUGCUGCUGAAUGCUGAUGAUAAGUGAAAGUGAAAGACCUGCUUCCAAUAUGAUCAAUAAAGCAGAUAGAUGCAUCUGGGCUUGGCUGAUAAGAUGUUGCUAUUAUUAGUCAAUAAAUGGGAUACUGAUUUGUAUUAGUUGCAGCUUAUGAUCCUUUGUCUUACAGUCGAUGAUGAUACGUUAUUUGUAUUGGGAAGGCAACAAGAUGGUGAAAUUAGCGAGUAAUCUUCCUAUUCUCUGUACAAUUGCCCUGGAACACUAUCUUCUAUACGAGCACCUGAACUUGCCAAGUCA
Coffea arabica (coffee) is the source of this 950-nucleotide messenger RNA. RefSeq names its product desiccation protectant protein Lea14 homolog. Gene Ontology annotation, cellular component: cytosol. NCBI's taxonomy places the organism in Eukaryota, Viridiplantae, Streptophyta, Magnoliopsida, Gentianales, Rubiaceae. Gene Ontology annotation, biological process: response to desiccation. The record is from RefSeq and is a predicted model, not a curated record.